GACGAGAUACACAUUUUGGCACAACACCGGAUAUGAAGUCAGGGCUAACGGUUACAGCUGAAACGGCUUUUUCAUAUGUGUAACAAUUAGUUGUAACAAAUUAAAGAGCAGGUGUCGUUUAUUUUUUGUUGUAAUUCUAAUAAAUUAUCGGUUUAGUUUAUUUAGUAAAGAAUGCUGUGUAAGCUAGCACCCCCGUUUAAGAGAAAGAACAUGAAAGUCUCCCAAAAGUCAAAAGUCUCAGUUUAAUCCAGCUGUUGGAUGCUGUAAAACACGGUGUAAGAAGCUACCCACCUGCGAUGAGAGAAGCCCUCGCGUUGCCUCUGGAAACCUGGCUGAUAAAGUUGGAGCCCAUCGGACUGCCAGUGGCUAGCAUUGAAAGAAGAUUUAGGACAAAUAAAGGAGCAGAGCAGCUGGAGCUGACCUCCACAUGGGAGUUUAAUCCUUCCAGAACUUCCAUAAACAACAUUCCAAACUAUCCAUCGUAGGAUCUCACAGAGAAACAUCUGGAUUAAAGGACUCCCUGUCGUCUCUCCAUAACCAACUCUGACCUCUUGUGACCUGAUUUCGCCUGGACCCACUUUAUCCAACUCAAAGCCAAACAUUACUCUGGAGAGCCUUCACUCCCCUCAUUCUAGGGGGAACGACCGAGUCAAUGGCGCUGUGCCUCGGUCAAGUGUUCAGUAAAGCCAGAACGUUCAGGCCGAAGAAGCGGUUUGAGCCCGGCACACAGCGCUUUGAACUCUACAAGAAGGCUCAGGCCUCGCUCAAGUCGGGUUUGGACCUGAGGAAAGUGGUUCAGCUGCCAGAGGGCGAGAACCUCAACGACUGGAUUGCAGUUCAUGUGGUGGAUUUCUUCAACAGGAUCAACUUGAUUUAUGGCACAGUUAGUGAGUACUGCACCGAACGCACAUGCCCCAUUAUGUCUGGAGGACUGAGGUACGAGUACAGAUGGCAGGAUGGAGAGGACUACAAGAAGCCCACCAAGCUCCCCGCUCUCAAGUACAUGACUCUGCUGAUGGACUGGAUCGAGUCGCUCAUUAAUGACGAGGACAUCUUCCCCACCAGAAUAGGCGUACCUUUCCCCAAGAACUUCCAGCAGGUGGUCAAGAAAAUCCUGAGUCGCCUCUUCAGGGUUUUCGUGCACGUUUACAUCCAUCACUUUGACAGCGUCUGCAGCAUGGGUGCAGAGGCCCACAUCAAUACCUGCUACAAACACUACUACUACUUCAUCACAGAGUUCAGUCUCAUUGAUAACUCUGAACUUGAGCCCCUGAGAGAGAUGACAGAGAGGAUUUGCACUUGAAGAAAGCCACGUGGACAGAAGGAGUUGACACUGGCGUAAUCUGAGCCCUUUGAGGAAAAAAAGCAGCUCCAAAACAUUCCAGACAAAGAUCAGUUUUCUAUGUAGGGGAGUUUUGUGAUGUAUGAUGGACAAAAUCCAUACGUGUACCACUUUUCUUCAGAUAGCAAUGCUGUGUGUUCACAGCUCAUGAUGGUGCUGUGAAUGUUUGUUUAUGCCACAAAGCUACAUGUCCUGUGCUCUUUUCUUGCCAUUGGGAGUGUUUGAUCUGUACAUAUGUGACUGCAGUCACUGCCAGUAUUUUAAUCAACUAAUCUAUAAAAAAUGUGCACUUUUGGCAAACUUAACGAUGUCUCGUCUAAGCUCUGUUUGUUUCUGUUUUUAUAAAUUCUCUGCACCACAGACGCUAAAGGAUAAUAAAUGUCAUUAUUCUGCACCAGCUGCUUUAACAGCACAACAUUUUGAAAUCAGAGGCUUGACCUGAAUUGUAUUUCCUGUCAAAAAAAUGAAAGAAAUAAUAAUAAAAAUAAUAAUAAUACAUGGAACUUAUAUAGCGUUUUUAAGGACACUUAAAGAUGCUUUCAUGCACUCACAUUCACACACUGCCAGUGAUGGUAAGCUACUUUGUAGCCACAGCCGCCCUGGGGCGGUCUGACAGAGGUGAGGCUGCCAUUUGGCACCGUUGGCCCCUCUGACCACCAUCAACACAGGCAAGUUGGGUGAAGUCUUGCCCAAGGACACAACAGGAGAAUACCCCUGGCGGGAGCUGGGAUCAGGCCUGUGACCCUCCGAUCAUGAGGCAACCCUCUUUACCUCCUGAGCUACUGCUAUCCCCUAAAUGUAGCUUUCAUUACAUUGUUCAUGAUUGAUGUUCAUGAUCAGCAAUGCAAAUAUCUCAAACUUUAUUUGUGUUUUCACAGAUGACACAUCUCUGCGCCAGAAGUCCACCGAUUUCUCCUUUCUACUUAGAAAAGAUAAUGUGGAUAUUUGAAAUAGCAGAGAUUCAUAUUUCUAAUGUUUUUAAUUCAAUUUUUUAGUAUUUUUUUAUUUUAAAAUCAAAAUGAAAAAUAAUUCAACAUAAUCCAUCACAGCACUGGAUAAACCAAAAAAAUAAAAAUCUAAAUCAAAAUGCGUACACAUGUUAUUGAGGGAAUCCAGUGUGUUAUUGGCUGUACUUUAACACAAGGUAAAACCAUUUUCAGACUAUAUACAAUUACUGUCUAGUAACUAUAAAUUCGUUUAUAGAAAAUAUUUUGGAUUAUUUUUAAGAACUCAAUGUGAAUUUUUGUUUAAACCACAUUAACUGAAAACUUUCACAAAUAAAAUCUAAAUUUCAUGUUUAUUUUUUUAUGGGCAAUACUUAUGUUUCUGCAAUGAUCUGCAAAUUUGGAAAAUUUUCUGGAAAUUUGAAAUGUUAAUUUUGACAGCAGAGAAUGUCAUCUUGAAAGUCAGGAAUAGCUAUCAAGUCAAUCUAUUAAUUCUUAAGACGGUUAGCUUAUUGUUUUAAACAUUUUUCGAUAUAUUGAUCUUAUUUCACACUCUCAACCUUGAAAUAUUAUUAGACAUUUUGUUUAAUAUUAUGAUUAUCAUUAAAUAUCCUUAUUUAAAUUCUGAUGAAUGUACCUUUGACAAGACCGUUUAUGUUGUGCAAUAAGUAAUGAUGAAUAGCAGUUGUAAAAUUAUACGUCACAAUUGUCUGCCAUUGAUUCUAUUCCUAAUGUUGACUUUUACCAAUAAAAAUAUUACAGAAGUCCUGAAUUACGUAGCAAUAACAAGAGACAAAGAGAAGAACAAAAAAUCAAGAUGAAUCCAAUAAAAGGCAAAAAGGUGCUGCAUAGUUUUUCUUUUAAAAAGCCUUAUUUCGUGAAUGUUUUUAUGCAAAGUUCCAAGUCCUUAACAAAUAAAGGAAAAAAAUUGUUUCUUGUUAGAAAAUUUGCACUUAUGGAUGUAACAUUUUGUUAGAGGUAACAUUCAAUUACUUAAAAACGUGUCAUUGCCAUGCAGUUAGUUAAACAUGCUAAUCUUAAGGAGAGAAAUGGCAGAAUGUUGCUUGAAACAAAGAUGGGGGUGUAUAGUUAAUAUGUGGAGAUGAGUGUGCCAGAUGAGAGCCAGUCUCUCUAUAGUUGUCUACUAAAAGACCAGGGUAUAUCAAAAUUACUUUAAUAUCCUUGGAGAAAGUUUUUUUUCCUGGAUAAAAUCUCUGAGUUAACUGUAAUUAAUCAUCCUAAUUUAAUUGUUUAAAAAAAACUUGUGGCAAAGACCAGGGGUCUCAUUUAUAAAACAUUGCGUAGAAUCCUUACUAAAACCGUACGUAAGCUCAGCAAAACAAUGUACUUACAGCAAGAAAGUUUGUGACCUAUAAAACUGUGUGCGCACUAAGCAGUACAAGUGAUAAUGCUGCUGGAAUUCAUAAUUUGAUCCUUCUCUGCAGCAGCACUGCAGGUGCUCUCCAUGUCCAACAUGUGCAUUAACCAAGUCCUUAGUCAACUUAAAGUUAUGCACAGUUCUCUGCUACGUUUUCUUUUAUAAAUCCCAAAGUUUGCGUGGAAAGAUGCUCACGCAGUUUUCCGACUCCGUUUUGUGCGUAAGCAAGCUUUAUAAAUGAGACACCAGACAUUUUCUCAGUCAUGCAAAAGUUGCUCCAAUAACAUGCAGGAAGAGAAAUCCCAUUGUCCUGGUGCAUGGACCUGAUUUUAGCAUUGCUCCCUGUGAUGGAGGACAAACCCCAAAGAGCUGAUUUGUUAAAUAGUCUCUGUUGUUAUAGCUCCAUCUAGAGUUCUACAGCUCCCCAAGGCACUUUACAAAUUACCAAUCCAUGGUGAUGACAUUGUAGCCCUGGUUGCCCUUUUGGCACACUGAGGCAAAGCUGCACUGGACCCUCCAACAUCCACCAACAGGCAAAGCAGGUUAAGUGUCUUGCCCAAGGACAACACACUGAUGUUUGGAGAGUCCUCUACCCUACCUCCCCACCUAGUGGACACUUAUGUUGUGUAAUGUCUGAAGUCUGUUGCAUUUCUGUCUGAGGAGUUUUUUGCAUAGCAAAGCUGUCCUCCCUGUGGAGGGUAACUCUGAAGUGCCUUUUUUCCUCCACCUGACUCAAUCCUUAUAUAAACCCCUCUGAUCUCUAUUAAGGUAGCGCGACUCGGGUUGCGAAUGACCACAGUCACCAAUUCUUGUCAUGUGUCUAUGCCGAUGUAUGUAUGUCUGAUCUCAGAAUUGUGUGUACUGAAACUCUAAUUUCCCUCUGGGAUUAAUAAAGUAUCUUUGAAUUGAA
Molecule: messenger RNA, 4574 nt
Organism: Nothobranchius furzeri (turquoise killifish)
Lineage: Eukaryota; Metazoa; Chordata; Actinopteri; Cyprinodontiformes; Nothobranchiidae
Gene: mob3c
Product: MOB kinase activator 3C
Cellular component (GO): cytoplasm
Source: RefSeq, a predicted model, not a curated record